Metarhizium robertsii ARSEF 23 is the source of this 510-nucleotide messenger RNA. RefSeq names its product acetyltransferase. Bases 1 to 510 code for a protein of 169 amino acids. The transcript has 2 exons. Lineage: Eukaryota; Fungi; Ascomycota; Sordariomycetes; Hypocreales; Clavicipitaceae. The record is from RefSeq and is a predicted model, not a curated record.
AUGGCAUUUAUAAGACGGUACCGGGCGUCUGACUUUGAGGCCACCGCACACAUUUGCCGCGAAACACUGCCAGCGGACGUGUCGACGUCGCAGCUCCUGCGUCGCCUGGCGCCGUACAUCUGGACACACCCGUACACGCACCUCUCGCCGGGGACGUGCUUCGUGCUGGACGACGGCGGCGGGCGCGCGGUGGGCUACUGCAUCGGGUGCGCGGACGCGGAGGCCCUUGCGGCCGGGUACGACGCGUACGUGGCGGGCGUGCUGGAGCCGUCGGGGGAGAUUGGCCCGCCGGCGGACGGCGUCGACGCGUCGCGGAGGCUGGACUGGGUGGUCGACGGGCGGUUCUGCGAGGAUGCGCUGGCGCAGACGGCCUACUCGGGCCACUGGCUGCUGGUGGACGGCAACGAGCGUCUCCUGGCCGAGGGCUAUAGGGCCACCAUGCACAUUGACCUGCUGGGCGAGUGGCAGGGCAAGGGGGGGGGGGGGGGGGUGGGUGGGGGAGGAGGUUGA